UGUUUUUAUUAAUUCUGGUUUGUAUCAAAACUUCGCAGUGUGCUGUUUCUAAUUAAAUUAUAUUUUUUAAUCAUUGGCACGAGUGGAAACCAUUUACUCUUGACUCACUUUUUUGACCGGCUCAAUGACUGGUCCGGUUUUCAGUAUUUGGGGACUCCUCGACGAGUGACAAUGAGAAUUGUUGGACUUACCGGUGGAAUAUCUUCAGGGAAGAGCACUGUGUCUAAUCUAUUCAAAUCUAAUGGCAUUCCGGUUGUAGAUGCCGACGUCGUUGCCCGUGCUGCAUUAAAUAAAGGCACUGGUGGGUGGAAAAAAGUUGUUGCAGCUUUCGGACAGGAAAUUUUACUUGAGAAUGGAGAAGUUAAUAGGCCAAGACUUGGACAAAUUGUUUUUUCUGAUCCAGAUAAGCGCCAACUUCUUAACAGAUUGCUGGCUCCUUAUAUAUCCUCUGGAAUCUUUUGGGAAAUAGUGAAGCUUUGGAUGAAGGGUCAUGAGAUUAUUGUUCUUGAUGUCCCUCUGUUAUUUGAGGCCAAGAUGGACAAGUUGACAAAGCCCACUAUUGUUGUUUGGGUUGAUCCAGAAACGCAGAUUCAACGACUCAUGGCGAGAGACGGGACAAGUGAGGAGGAUGCAAGGAACAGGAUGAGCUCUCAAAUGUCACUGGACGUAAAAAGGACUAAAGCAGACAUAGUAAUAGAUAACACUGGUUCAUUGGAUGACUUGAAUGAAAAGUUUCAGAAGGUCCUAUUUGAGGUCUCAAAACCCUUGACAUGGACUGAGUUCUGGCUUUCUAGGCAGGGAGCAUUGACGGCUCUUGCUUUGGUCACCUCAGGUGUUCUUUUGUGCAGAAAGGCAUUUAACAUUGAUGAUUUGUAGCCGCUUGAUUUACUUUGGGGUGUAUUUCAUAUGACUACAUAAAUGUUGUUUCAUAUCAAUCUUCUGAAUUCUCCGACAAAUACUGAAAUAUCAAGUUACUAUGUGAAAUUGAUUAAAAUUGAUAGUAAUUGUGAAAUGCUUAAUCAAAUUA
Molecule: messenger RNA, 1027 nt
Organism: Neltuma alba
Lineage: Eukaryota; Viridiplantae; Streptophyta; Magnoliopsida; Fabales; Fabaceae
Product: dephospho-CoA kinase
Exons: 3
Coding region: 172-876 (234 amino acids)
Biological process (GO): coenzyme A biosynthetic process
Molecular function (GO): dephospho-CoA kinase activity; ATP binding
Source: RefSeq, a predicted model, not a curated record